AUGUCGCUCGACGCAACCCUCGCUGCCACCAUGCGGGUAGUAGCCUUGUUUGCCAUCUGCGGCUCCGACCUUCACUUCUAUCAUGGUUACACUAGCGCUGCCAAUGUUACAUGGAAUCUCGGACACGAAGCCGUUGGCUAUGUCCUAAGAUCCGAGUAUCCCGUGUUCCGUAUGCCGACUAUGUCUCUCAUUCCGAUUCCUUUCAACAACCAAACUGGUAACGCCACCUAG
Penicillium antarcticum is the source of this 231-nucleotide messenger RNA. RefSeq names its product alcohol dehydrogenase. The record is from RefSeq and is a predicted model, not a curated record. The coding region runs from base 1 to 231 and encodes 76 amino acids. Lineage: Eukaryota; Fungi; Ascomycota; Eurotiomycetes; Eurotiales; Aspergillaceae. The transcript has 3 exons.